Messenger RNA from Lathyrus oleraceus (garden pea), 1145 nucleotides. Its product is annotated as proteasome subunit alpha type-6. Bases 241 to 981 code for a protein of 246 amino acids. The record is from RefSeq and is a predicted model, not a curated record. The transcript is spliced from 9 exons. Gene Ontology annotation, cellular component: proteasome core complex; proteasome core complex, alpha-subunit complex. Lineage: Eukaryota; Viridiplantae; Streptophyta; Magnoliopsida; Fabales; Fabaceae. Gene Ontology annotation, biological process: ubiquitin-dependent protein catabolic process.
UAAUUUCUUAUGAUAACCAAACACAGUUAGAGAUUUAGAAUUUCGUAGUAUCGAGGUACUUUUAUUCUUUUCUUGAGCAGGAAGUUGAGCCUGUAAAAACACCCACUCACGCAUUAGUCUGUUCAGUUUUGAAAAAGAGAGAAAAAAAACUUCCGUCUCUUCUCGUCACUGCCAUCGACCACAGCAAGCACUGUCACGUCAAAUUACCGAAAAACCCUCGAGAAGAAGUAACCAGAAACGAUGAGUCGUGGAAGCGGAGGUGGAUACGAUCGUCACAUCACCAUUUUCUCCCCCGAGGGCCGUCUCUUUCAAGUAGAGUAUGCUUUCAAGGCAGUUAAAUCUGCAGGGAUAACCUCGAUUGGCGUUAGGGGAAAAGAUUCGGUUUGUGUGGUUACUCAGAAAAAGGUUCCGGACAAGCUCUUGGACCAGACAAGUGUAACACAUCUCUUUCCCAUCACAAAGUACCUUGGUUUGCUGGCCACUGGCAUCACAGCUGAUGCCAGGACACUAGUUCAACAAGCAAGAAAUGAAGCAGCUGAGUAUCACUUUAGAUAUGGAUAUGAGAUGCCUGUCGAUGUGCUGUCUAGAUGGGUUGCAGACAAAUCACAAGUCUAUACCCAACAUGCUUAUAUGAGACCACUUGGAGUAGUUGCCAUGGUUUUGGGUAUUGAUGACGAAUAUGGGCCCCAACUUUACAAAUGUGACCCUGCUGGUCAUUACUUUGGUCACAAGGCCACAAGUGCUGGAUUGAAGGACCAAGAAGCAAUCAAUUUCUUGGAAAAGAAGAUGAAGAAUGACCCUUCAUUUAGCUAUGAGGAGACAGUUCAGACUGCCAUUUCUGCCUUGCAAUCAGUUCUUCAAGAGGAUUUUAAGGCCACUGAGAUUGAGGUUGGAGUUGUGCAAAAGCAUAAUCCAGAAUUUAGAGUUUUGUCCACUGAGGAAAUUGAUGAGCACUUGACUGCAAUAAGUGAGCGUGAUUGAGUUCAUUAAAAGGAUUUGACUAUUCAAACUUUAUGAUGUUAAAUUAAAUAAUUUACAUGCUAUCUUUGAAUUGAUAAUUUUAUGGUAUUUGAGAAUAUCUGGUUACCAAAUCUAAAGUUGAAGAUUAUGUAUGCCGUUAUUAUAAAGUUGGAGCUUGCGAAUCA